AUGAUACCUUUGAGGCUGUUGCUGGCAGCGGCGACUUUGGCGGGAAUAUGCUCGACCGCCAAACUAGACAACACAUACUUACCGCCGGGCGCAGGUAAUGCCGGGGGCGGUCCUGACCUGAAAACGCCAUUCGGUGGUGGAGCCGGCGGUGGAGGGGGCAGAGGAGGCGGCGGUGGAGGGGGCAGAGGGGGCGGCGGUGGAGGGGGCAGAGGCGGGGGUGGUGGUAGACCCGGAGGUAAUGGAAAUGGAAAUGGAGGAUACCCCGGAGGUGGGGGUGGGGGCAAUGGAGGGGGUGGCGGUGGUGGGGAGGAAAUUCCAAUCAUCUCCCAGGAGUAUACCAAUAACGGCGAUGGCAGUUACAAAUGGAGCUACGAAACUGGUAAUGGUAUCAAGGCUCAAGAAGAAGGUGAACUAAAAAACGCAGGCUCAGAUGACGAGGCUCAAUCAGCAGUGGGAUCUUUUGAAUACACUGCUCCUGAUGGUACAGUUAUCAAAGUGGAAUAUACUGCUGAUGAAAAUGGAUUCGUACCCAAAGGAGAUCAUUUGCCUACCCCACCCCCAAUUCCGGACGAGAUCCUGAAGAGUCUCGAGCAAAAUGCCGCCGAAGAGGCGGCAGGAGGCGGCGGCGAGGACGGUGGCGGUAACGGAUAUCCUUCCGGCAAACCCAACGGAAAUGGCAACGGAAACGGUGGAGGCGGCAACGGUGGCGGAAAUGGCGGUGGAAAUGGCAACGGCGGAAACGGCCAGAACGGAUAUAGAUAUUAG
Molecule: messenger RNA, 765 nt
Organism: Brassicogethes aeneus
Lineage: Eukaryota; Metazoa; Arthropoda; Insecta; Coleoptera; Nitidulidae
Source: the annotation of a GenBank genome assembly